AUGCAGGUAAUCUUGGGUAUAUUUACAACUACUAUAAUCCUGAUACAUGCAGGACACAGUGCAGACCCGCAACACAGUCGACCUUGGGACGUUCUCAUUCAUGGUAGGUGGUAUAUACCUCUAGCUACUGAUAUCCACACGUCACCUUGUACCUCGGAGGUAGUAUCGUACAAGAAAAGAAAAAAAGGCCCCUCCCACGCCAAUGCUGAAUGCGAAAUGUCUACAAAAAAUAACAAUCCAAAAAUGGUUUCCCGGCUUUCCGGCUUUCCGGCUUCCCGAUCUCGCUUCCCUCCCUGA
Molecule: messenger RNA, 297 nt
Organism: Trichoderma gamsii
Lineage: Eukaryota; Fungi; Ascomycota; Sordariomycetes; Hypocreales; Hypocreaceae
Exons: 2
Coding region: 1-297 (98 amino acids)
Source: RefSeq, a predicted model, not a curated record